Colletotrichum fioriniae is the source of this 843-nucleotide messenger RNA. Lineage: Eukaryota; Fungi; Ascomycota; Sordariomycetes; Glomerellales; Glomerellaceae. The record is from RefSeq and is a predicted model, not a curated record.
AUGACGGAUCAGUAUCUGCAAGAGCAGCAUGCCCUUACCAUUGCCCGCACCGUCCAGAGAGAACGACAGCUCGCACAGGCCCGCCUAGAUUCUGACCAUGGUGAUAGUUGGGUCAUGAUCACUCAGACGGGUGAUAUCAACCCUCUUCCUCACGAACACAUCAGACAUAGAUCCAAUGCCAAAGUAAGCCUCGAGCUGUCGGUACCCAAGGCCUUACAGCAAGGAAGGACGCCCUUUGCGCGCAAGAGCGACAAUGGCACGGCAUACAUCACAACACAGCGGACGUGGCGCCGGAGGGCGAAGCUGAUCACCCUGCUCCAGGUCAUUUACAUUCCUGCAAAACCCACCGCCGAGUUCAAGUCGUUCCAUGCGCCAAUCUUGAACUGCGCCGACUCGUACGUUGGCUCGCCGUUCUUUGGCGCCUGGUUCUGGUCCGCCACCGUCGUGCCCGUUUCUGGAGGCGGCGUGCCUGCCGACAUACCACGGGUCGAGGUGAAAAUGAGCUUCAAGGAGGGCGGCCACAGCGAGUUCCGGCAAAGGUUCGAAGAGCUCAAGGAACGUCUCGAGCAUGUGAGGCGUCUGCAACAGGAAACGGGGCAGACGGUCAAUAUUCCGGACGAGCCGCUGCCAGCCUACGAAGCAACCGAGGGCGGCGGAGCUGCUCCGAGUAACCUGGCGCCGCCGCAGCAGCAGGAACAGCCGGCAGGCCGGCCGGCAAGUUCGGGGGGUCAGAAUGCAAACCGGCGCCCGGAUGAACCCCCACCGGAUUAUGACGAGGCGCAAGCACAGACGCUCAGCAUGCGACUUGAGGAUCACGUUCGCGAAGAGGCUGACAGAGCAUAG